Messenger RNA from Styela clava, 2361 nucleotides. RefSeq lists its product as uncharacterized. Gene Ontology annotation, molecular function: protein binding. The record is from RefSeq and is a predicted model, not a curated record. NCBI's taxonomy places the organism in Eukaryota, Metazoa, Chordata, Ascidiacea, Stolidobranchia, Styelidae.
CAGAGACAAACCUUCACUUAAUUCGUAAUAUUGUCGACGUAUGUUUAAACAUAUGCGUUGUCAUUGCAGUUUUAUAUGUAAUUAUUUCUUACUGAUUUUAUCUAAGCAAUUUGUGAGGAGGAACGUUAUUGUUAUUGGCGCCUAACAAUGCGAGGUCAAAUCAAAUUGGUGGCAUGUGGAACGGCCAAGAAGUUGACUGUCACUCUGUUGGGAAUUAGAAACAUUUUGUCUUCAAUAGGAUGCAGCAUUUACAUAAAGAUUUCCCUAAUUUCGGAAAAGUGCGAAACACAUGCUGAACAUAUCAUGAAGGUGCACAUGACAGCAAAAGAAACCAUUCUCCACGAGACGGUCUCUUUUAACUUGUCUCGGAUGGCAUUGAAUAGAAGAUUGCUGAUUGAAGUCUGGUCACAGGAUAUGACUCCGGUGAAUUUGAAAGGAUGCACAAGCUUUGGACUUCGGAAGUUUAUGACGAAUAAUGAGAUAAUUCAAGGUUCAUAUUACUUGCUUGGUGAGAACAUAGGACGACGAAAACAUCUUGCUGUGAAACCGAAUCAAAGCCUCAGCAGAGAAAACAAUGUAAAGACAAUGAAUUAUAAUCAGUUCCCAGCAGAGACAUCACAAAAUGACAAAUCACAAGCUGGAUUCACGCCGAGCAGAAAAAUGAUCGAACAUAAGGAGAUCCAAUUAUCGACUACUGCCAUUGUAAGAGAUGUCCAAUUUGGCGCACAAACACAAUCGCCACCAUGUGUUUCAUCAGUCACAGAAGGAUCACAAGCUUAUUCCGUCGGACUCCGUGAACGAGACGUAAUAUUGUCAAUCAAUGGGUCAAUUGUUAAUACCCGGACUAAUUUUGAAUUUCAAAAUUUACUGAGAUCUUGUUCCGGUGUUGUAGUGCUGAAAAUUCAAAGAAGUCAUCGAAACAACCGAGAAUUGAACAAUACACCAAAAGGCGGAUAUAAACGUAAACUUAAUAGAAGAGGUGGUGUUCGACACAAAAAGCGUAAAUUGAACGAACAUCGACUAAGGACAUCAGCGCAAAAUAACUUGCAAUUCAUUACAACGAGAGAAAAACUACAAAAGUAUAGAUAUAUAGAAAAUGAUAUAGACCAGCAAACGCCAUUCAGACCCCAAUAUGAUAUAAAGCGCCGAAUCAAACCAAUACAAUUUGAAGACGAAGAUAAUGAUGAUGUGUUUUUGACUGAAGAGCAGGAACAGACAUUUCAAAUUUGCAAGCCCCCGUUAUAUGCUGGUAACUCCAUUCCCUGUCGUCCUAGUAACACUCCCGGUACACCGCUGUGUUUGGCGUCCGUUACAUACGGUGCAAAUUUGCAAAAGUCGGCGAGAAUAGUCCGAAGACGAACAUAUCAUGACGGGAAAAAACAACUCGCGCAAUUGAGACAAAUGGUUCCCGGAUGUGAAUCGCCGAUUCUUCGACGAUCUGCAAAAAGAAGCAUCAACGGAUAUGAACGCACAAGCAGCAAAAGAUAUUUUAAUAAGUCGGAGAGUUUUCGUAUGCAAAAAUCGGCUGGGAAUGAGAAGUUCACCUUAUAUUAUCCUGAUUUCAUAGAUUUUCCUCAAAAAUUCGAACUUGGGGCACCGAGUGAUACCGUGUCAUCUGAAAUAAAUAGCUCGAGGUCGCAAAAUUAUGACAAUGAUCGCGUGGAAAUCGUUAGUGUUACGUCAUCAAGCGAUGUUGAUCCAAAAAGAAUAAGAAGUCGGUCAUGUUCUUCCGAAUCAGAUUUGAAAAUGAAAGAAGAACUACAAAACAACAAAAAUAUUUCGAGUAAAAUUGAUUGGAUCGAAACAGAAAAGAUUAAAAAGAUAUUUCGUGUCAAGUCAAGAAAACAUAAGAACGAGGAGAAGAAAGGCUACACAGCACUGGAAAGUAAUAUUAUUAACGUAUCGUCUUGUUCCUCCAAUUCUUCGUCAGCGAAUGGACUGCUAGCUAUUUUGAAAGAUAAAGGUAAAUGUGCUUCCUUUCGCGCAUUUCUUGCAAUAGAGCACAGUGAGGAAAAUCUUGAUUUUUGGACCGAAUGUGAAAGUUACAAAAAUAAGAAGACAACAAAACAACGUAAACUUGCGUCUGCGAUCUACAGAAAAUAUAUCCAGUCUGAUGCAGAGUGUGAGGUUAAUAUUACAUCAAAAAUACGUUCACUGAUAACAGAAAAGCUGCAGAAUCCAACCUCAGAAAUGUUCCAGGAAGCUCAAGAUCAUAUAUUUCGGUUGAUGGAAUCUGAUUCUUACAGACGAUAUAUUUCACAAAAUUAAAUUUAAAUGUUUAGAUGUGUUUUUUUACCAAUUUCGUCAUUUGUUCCUGCAUAUGUUCUUUCGUUUAUUGAUUGAAUAAAUAAACUAAAAACC